GGGCCUGUGUUUUGGAGGGGUGGACAUGGGAGUAGGUGUUCUGCAUCGGCCAGCGAUAUGGCCUCAUUAUUUUAAAGUGAAAUUUCAGGCUGAGUUUAGCUGCUUCCCCCGACCCACAACCCCAAGGGUCGGAGGCUGCCGGAGCGGGCAGGGUUGUUGGUGAGGUCUGCAGUGGAACUUCUGCUGAGCAGAUGUGCAGCCGGGCCCUGCAGCAGCUCAUUAGCAUGGAUUUGUUUUGGAGACUGUUUCUGGUCUGCGGGCAGGAGGGUCUGUGGGCUCUGUUUUUUUCGGGCAUGAUGCUUCAGGUCCUGAUGGGGGCUGUCCUCCCUGCCAUGCUACUGGCUGCCCCACCGCCCAUCAACAUUUUUUUACUGUUCCCGGAUAAGAGUGCCUGGUGCGAAGCCUUUUUUUUCACCCAGAUUGUGGGUCACAGCGGCUGUGAGGCCAAGUCCAUCCAGAACAGGGCGUGCCUAGGACAGUGCUUCAGCUUUUUUUUCCCCAACACCUUCCCGCAGUCCACAGAGUCCCUGGUUCACUGUGACUCCUGCAUGCCAGCCCAAUCGAUGUGGGAGAUUGUGACGCUGGAGUGCCCGGGCCACGAGGAGGUGCCCAGGGUGGACAAGCUGGUGGAGAAGAUCCUGCACUGUAGCUGCCAGGCCUGCGUUUUUUUGCCUAGUCACGAGGGGCUGAGCGUCUACGUGCAGUUUUUUUACGGGCCGGGAUCCCAGCCCGGCACCCACCCUCACCCCCAUCCCCACCCCCACCCUGGCGGGCAGACCCCUGAGCUUUUUUUACCCCCAGGGGCCCCCCACACGGAGGAAGAGGGGUUUUUUUACUGAGGCCCCCCGACUCUUCCUCCCCUCUCAUCUUUUUUUGGAAUGCUGGGUCUCACUCUCUGGGGAAGAGUCAUUUUUUUGGCUGAAGCCCCUCUUUGGCACUGGAUGGACUUGUUUUUUUACUCGGACUUGGAAUGCUGCCCGGUUGCCAUGGAUUUUUUUAGGGGAGGGGUUGGAGCCAAGCCGCACAAUUUAAUUUUUUUAAGAGUGGGGGGAGGAAGCAGAGGUCUUCAGGGUUUUUUUUUUUGGGGGGGUUGGUCUCUUCCUGUCUGGCUUCUUUUUUUUUGCCUGUGGGAGGGGGAGGAAGUUGGCUGAGCUGUUUUUUUCUGGGGGAGGCCAUCCAAGAUGGCAUGAACCAGGUUUUUUUCCCUGGGGGUGCAGAUGGUACUGCUGAGGUUCCGUUUUUUUGGUGAGCAUCUCGCCAGCCUCAGGCUGGAGGGACGGGCUGGGCUAGAAAGACCACUGGCAGAAACAGGAGGCUCGUUUUUUUAGGUUUCCCCAAGACCCCUCACCCCACUUCCCGUUUUUUUUGGAGCGCCGCCCCAGUGGCACUGAAGUGACCCUCCCUCAGCGGAGGGGUUUGGGAGUCAGGCCUGGGCAGGACCCUUUUUUUUCAUGACACAGGAGCUGGGAGCCAGGCUCUCCGGGCCUGUCUCGGGCUUCCUUGGCUUGCCUGGUGGGGGAAGAGGAGGAGGGGAAGGAGGAAAGGGAAGAGUCUUCCAAGGCCAGAGGGAGGGGUAUGACCCCCCAAGACCACCCCUGAAGAUGAGUUUUUUUUUCCUCUCCCUGUUAGAAAUGUUAGCGCCCCCCAUUUUUUUCCAAGUUCUAGGCCCCCCAAAAAGCUGCCAGAGCUUUUUUUCCUCUCCCAGGGAUGCUCUUUCUAAAUAUGGAUGUUUUUUUGAGGGAGGGGUUACCUCCCUUGCCCCAAGGUGGGAUCCCUAGGUGGGAUGGGCUCACUAAACCUCGGGGAACUCCUUUUUUUGGAGGACAUGGGACUCGCGUGGACAGCCAGGGUUCACUUGGGCUCUCUCUAGCUCCCCAGUUCUGCCUGCCUCCUCCCUCCCAGCUGCACUUUAACCGAUAGGUGGGGACCUGGGGUUUUUUUAGGGCAGGCAGGCCAUGAUGAGAGCCCCUCUGUGUUUUUUUCUGCCUGCGUCUGCUCUUCAGUGCCCAGGGUGGCUUUUUUUCCACUGCCUCCUGCCUGGGGUGGCCCGGCCCUCCCGGCUGUUGCGACGCGGGCUUCUGGAGCUUGUCGCCAUUGGUUUUUUUCCCUGACGGACCCUCAGUCUUCUCAUGAAUAAAUUUUUUUUACGCCUGUG
Cercocebus atys (sooty mangabey) is the source of this 2155-nucleotide messenger RNA. Its product is annotated as neuroblastoma suppressor of tumorigenicity 1-like. Gene Ontology annotation, biological process: animal organ morphogenesis. Gene Ontology annotation, molecular function: receptor ligand activity; BMP binding. The transcript has 4 exons. NCBI's taxonomy places the organism in Eukaryota, Metazoa, Chordata, Mammalia, Primates, Cercopithecidae. The coding region runs from base 192 to 839 and encodes 215 amino acids. The record is from RefSeq and is a predicted model, not a curated record.